UUGGCUGCGCAGAGGAGGCUGGGGCUUUAAUAAAGCAGGAGCCGGGAGAAUGCAGAGCAGUCGGCUUGUCCUCCCUGGGUCCCUGCAACCAUCCACUCCAUUUCCCUCUCACUCCCUCGCUCUGUUCAGAGGUCCACCUCGUUCACUGUGCCUGCGAUGGCGUCUGGAGAGCCCCUGCACAUGAAGACCCCCACCCGGGACAGCAUGGCCCUGUCCAAAGUGGCCGGCACCAGCGUCUAUCUCAAGAUGGACAGUGCCCAACCCUCUGGCUCCUUCAAGAUCCGGGGCAUCGGGCACUUCUGCAAGAUGUGGGCUGAGCAAGGCUGUGAACACUUCGUGUGCUCCUCUGCGGGCAACGCAGGCAUGGCGGCCGCGUAUGCCGCCAGGAAGCUGGGCAUCCCUGCCACCAUCGUUGUGCCCAGCACCACGCCGGCCCUCACCAUCCAGCGGCUCCAGGGCGAGGGCGCCAUGGUCAAGGUCGCGGGGGAGGGUUUGGACGAGGCCUUCCAGAUGGCCGAGGCCCUGGUGAAGAACAACCCCGGCUGGGUCUACGUCCCGCCCUUCGACGACCCCCUCAUCUGGGAAGGCCACACCUCCAUCAUCAGAGAGCUGAAGGAGAGCCUCAGCGCCAAGCCCGGCGCCAUCGCGCUGUCCGUGGGUGGCGGGGGGCUAUUGUGCGGCGUGGUCCAGGGGCUGCAGGAGGUGGGCUGGGGGGACGUGCCCAUCAUCGCCAUGGAGACCAUCGGUGCCCACAGCUUCCACGCCGCCACCACCGCGGGCAAGCUGGUCUCCCUGCCCAAGAUUACCAGCGUGGCCAAGGCGCUGGGCGUGUGCACCGUGGGGGCGCAGGCCCUGAAGCUGUUUCAGGAGCACCCCAUCUUCUCCGAAGUCAUCUCGGACCAGGAGGCUGUGGCCGCCAUUGAAAAGUUUGUGGACGACGAGAAGACCCUGGUGGAACCGGCCUGCGGGGCAGCGCUGGCCGCCGUCUACAGCCACGUGGUCCGGAAGCUGCAGGGAGAGGGGAAGCUGCGGGCGCCGCUGCCCUCCCUGGUGGUCAUCGUCUGCGGGGGCAGCAACAUCAGCCUGGGCCAGCUCUGGGCCCUCAAGGAACAGCUGGGCAUGAGGAACGGGCUGCCCAAGUGAGGACCCGCCCAGGCGCCUCGGGCUUGGCCAACCCGGGUCCAGCACGACCGGCCGCUGUGCAGAGGGGCCAGGAGGUCAGCAGCGGCACGGCCAUGGACAGGCCCCCUUGCGCGGCGGUCCUCAGCCACCCCUGCUGGGGCGACAACUGCGGACAGCACCAGGUCCCCAGAGCGGGAGGCCCCGGGCCUCGGGGACCUGCCUGAACUGCUCCGGAAGGCGAACGGGGCCUGGUCCAGGCCGCAGGGCCCUCGUCCUCCCUUCAGGAAGCCCCACCCCCACUCCUUUUUCUAACGAGCACUUUUUCAUGGAAAAGAAAACUGUAUUUAUGAAGCGAA
Sciurus carolinensis (gray squirrel) is the source of this 1478-nucleotide messenger RNA. It is a transcript of the gene Sds, whose product is annotated as serine dehydratase. Gene Ontology annotation, biological process: L-threonine catabolic process; L-serine catabolic process. Lineage: Eukaryota; Metazoa; Chordata; Mammalia; Rodentia; Sciuridae. Gene Ontology annotation, molecular function: pyridoxal phosphate binding; L-serine ammonia-lyase activity; threonine deaminase activity. Bases 157 to 1143 code for a protein of 328 amino acids. The record is from RefSeq and is a predicted model, not a curated record. The transcript is spliced from 8 exons.